GAUUCUCAUAAAAUUUAUCAAUUCAACUCGUACACGUCUUCAACCCACCAAGCUUGAAUUUUAUUACAGAUUUCCCUCGAAAUUUGUCGAGAGAAAGAGAUGAGUAAUUUGAGAACAAUUUGUAGACCUCAUGGGGUCUUCUUCUCCGUCUCCACCUUCAUAGGUUGCAGACACCAGUUUCGAUCUAGGGUUUCCUUUCGAAACCCUAACAAUAACCCUCCCUAUUCUCUACUACCCCCUUCCUCUGCUUCUUCUAUUGCCACUAAACCCUGGUUUCGACUCAAUCAGAGGAGGACUGUUGUUAAGGUUUCCAAUUGGACCGAGCACAAAUCUCCUUACGAAACUCUUGAAUUAGAGAAGGAAGCUGAUGAGGAGCAAAUAAAGGUUGCUUAUAGACGCUUGGCCAAAUUUUAUCAUCCUGAUGUUUACAAUGGCAGAGGAACACUCGAGGAGGGGGAAACUGCUGAGGCUAGAUUUAUUAAGAUUCAAGCUGCUUAUGAGCUAUUGGUAGAUGAAGAGAAACGCAUGCAAUAUGAUAAGGAUAACCGAGUAAACCCAAUGAAGGCAUCUCAAGCUUGGAUGGAAUGGCUUAUAAAGAAGCGGAAAGCUUUUGAUCAGCGUGGAGACAUGGCGAUAGCAGCUUGGGCUGAACAACAACAGCGGGAGUUGAAUCUUCGUGCUCGUCGUCUCUCUCGCUCAAAGGUUGAUCCAGAAGAAGAGAAGAGAAUUUUGGCCAGAGAGAAGAAGGCGUCAGCAGAGUAUUACCACAGCACUCUUAAGAGGCACACACUCGUUCUAAAGAAAAGGGACUUGAUGCGAAGGAAAGCUGAGGAAGAGAAACGAAAGGUUAUUAGUCAGCUUUUAGCUUUGGAGGGCCUUGAGCUUGAUACAGAUGAUGAAUAGUAUUAUAGAACUAUACAUAGUGUGGGAUUUUCUUAUAAAUGUAGUCUUCAUUGUACACCUCACCAACAAAAAAAAAGGAAAUCGUGUAAUUAUUUCUAUAAUGAAUUCUAGGGAAAAAUCAUUCUAUUUU
This is a messenger RNA of Humulus lupulus (European hop), 1033 nucleotides long. RefSeq lists its product as uncharacterized. NCBI's taxonomy places the organism in Eukaryota, Viridiplantae, Streptophyta, Magnoliopsida, Rosales, Cannabaceae. The record is from RefSeq and is a predicted model, not a curated record. Bases 100 to 903 code for a protein of 267 amino acids. The transcript has 5 exons.